Molecule: messenger RNA, 580 nt
Organism: Cladocopium goreaui
Lineage: Eukaryota; Dinophyceae; Suessiales; Symbiodiniaceae
Source: the annotation of a GenBank genome assembly
GUCGCAGGCAGCUUCCAAGCAUUGUGCGACAAAGCAGGCAACUCGCCGUGCUGCACGAAGCCGCUUCUGAGAACCGUGUGUUGGAGGAAGCCCUGGCAGCGGCCAAUCAGAAACUGAUGGCUCUUGGCGAGGUGGAAGCUGACAUCCAGGCAGUGUUGGCGGCCUUGGCAGCGUUGUAUUGCACUUAUGUUUGUUGUCCUUUCUGCGCUAGGUGGUCCCCGCCCGAAAUCUGGCUGCAGGUAUACGAUGCUUCGAUCGCUGCUUUGCCUGACCACAUUCAGCUUUUGAAAUCUGGAUAUUCCUUCAUUCUAGCAACUCGAGCAUGGCCCGCGGCCAUCGUCCUAGAGGCACGAGUCUUUGGCGGUGCGAGUUUGCAAGAUUUGCAAGACUACCAGCGUGUCACCAAUCUUUCAAAGAAAGCCCGGAGGAGGCUUGUUAUCGGCUCAGCCUUGCGGCGGUACCGUGAUGGCUAUCCAGCGUUGCGUGCCAGCAGCCUGAAGGAGAUCAAGGCCAAACGGGCCUGGGCCUUUUUGCUUUUUCAAACCAUGUUCUGCCAAGCUGCCGUCAAAAGGGAUGGAAG